This is a messenger RNA of Penicillium pulvis, 1257 nucleotides long. It is a transcript of the gene pgkA, whose product is annotated as phosphoglycerate kinase pgkA. The record is from RefSeq and is a predicted model, not a curated record. Gene Ontology annotation, biological process: gluconeogenesis; glycolytic process. The coding region runs from base 1 to 1257 and encodes 418 amino acids. Gene Ontology annotation, cellular component: cytosol. The transcript has 3 exons. Gene Ontology annotation, molecular function: ADP binding; ATP binding; phosphoglycerate kinase activity. NCBI's taxonomy places the organism in Eukaryota, Fungi, Ascomycota, Eurotiomycetes, Eurotiales, Aspergillaceae.
AUGUCUCUCUCCAACAAGCUUAACAUCACCGAUGUCGACCUCAAGGACAAGCGUGUCUUGAUCCGGGUUGACUUCAAUGUUCCUCUCGACGGCGAGUUCAAGGUCACCAACCCCCAGCGUAUCGUCGGUGCCCUGCCCACCAUCAAAUAUGCCAUCGACAACGGUGCUAAGGCCGUUAUCUUGAUGUCCCACCUUGGUCGCCCCGACGGCAAGGUUAACCCCAAGUACAGCUUGAAGCCCGUUGUCCCAGUUCUCGAGGAGAAGCUCGGCAAGAGCGUUAUCUUCACCGAGGACUGCGUUGGCGCCCAGGUUGAGGAGACCGUUAACAAGGCCUCCGCUGGCCAAGUUAUCCUUCUUGAGAACCUGCGUUUCCACGCCGAGGAGGAGGGUAGCUCCAAGGAUGCCGAGGGCAAGAAGGUCAAGGCCGACGCUGCUAAGGUUGCUGAGUUCCGCAAGGGUCUGACUGCUCUUGGUGAUAUCUACAUUAACGACGCUUUCGGUACCGCUCACCGUGGUCACAGCUCCAUGGUCGGUGUCGAGCUCCCCCAGAAGGCCGCCGGUUUCCUCGUUAAGAAGGAGCUGGAGUACUUCGCUAAGGCUCUCGAGAACCCUGCCCGUCCCUUCCUCGCCAUCCUUGGUGGUGCCAAGGUCUCCGACAAGAUCCAGCUGAUCGACAACCUGCUCCCCAAGGUUAACAGCCUGAUCAUCACCGGUGCCAUGGCCUUCACCUUCAAGAAGACCCUUGAGAACGUCAAGAUUGGCAACUCUCUGUUUGACGAGGCUGGCAGCAAGAUCGUCGGCGACAUCGUCGAGAAGGCCAAGAAGUACAGCGUUGAGAUCGUCCUCCCUGUCGACUACGUCACCGCCGACAAGUUCGCCGCUGACGCUAAGGUUGGCUACGCCACUGAUGCUGAGGGCAUCCCCGAUGGCCUCAUGGGUCUGGAUGUCGGUCCCGAAUCCGUCAAGCUGUACCAGAAGACCAUUGGCGAGGCCAAGACUAUCCUCUGGAACGGUCCCCCCGGUGUCUUCGAGCUGAAGCCCUUCGCCAACGCCACCGAGAAGACUCUCGAUGCGGCUGUUUCCGCUGCUCAGUCUGGCUCUAUUGUUAUUAUCGGUGGUGGUGACACUGCUACUGUUGCUGCUAAGUACGGUGUUGAGGACAAGCUGUCGCACGUUUCCACUGGUGGUGGUGCUUCGCUUGAGCUGCUCGAGGGCAAGGACCUGCCCGGUGUUGCUGCUCUGUCCAGUAAGUCUUAA